This is a messenger RNA of Pangasianodon hypophthalmus (striped catfish), 5402 nucleotides long. RefSeq names its product vav 2 guanine nucleotide exchange factor (gene vav2). NCBI's taxonomy places the organism in Eukaryota, Metazoa, Chordata, Actinopteri, Siluriformes, Pangasiidae. The transcript has 30 exons. The coding region runs from base 1023 to 3665 and encodes 880 amino acids. Gene Ontology annotation, biological process: intracellular signal transduction; regulation of GTPase activity; cell migration. Gene Ontology annotation, cellular component: cytoplasm. The record is from RefSeq and is a predicted model, not a curated record. Gene Ontology annotation, molecular function: guanyl-nucleotide exchange factor activity; protein binding.
CUCUCUCUCUCUCUCUCUCUCUCUCUCUCUCUCUCUCUCUCUCUCUCUCUCUCUCUCGCGCUGUGUGUGUCAGCUCGGGGACGCGCGCGCGGCUCGGAGCGGGAGUCAGAAAAUCAAAACAGAGCAGAAAAGCGAGUGGAGGAGGAUUAAAGCACACCGGGACGAAGCGGAAAGUGUAGUGAGUGGACAUUAAGGUGUUAAAUAUCCGCUUGCCAACACGGAGUACCGUUUUUGUUUCUUCAGUGAGUGAAAAGGACCUCAGAACAUUUUCGAGUUUUUCUUUUUUCCCCUCACGGAUGUGUAAGGUUGGUGUUAGCGUGGCGCGGUUAGCCGGUAAUUCACACUAGUGUAAAUAACUGCAAAAGAAAAAAAGAAAGAAAAAGAAAAAAUUGGCAACGAAACUACUUUGACCAAACUGCUGAAUGGUGCUUUUGUGAGCUUUAUUGUUAAGUUGUUUCCUUGUGGCUGAAGAAAGACUGAGUGGAGGACACAUUGUAACAAACACAAGAUGAUUUCUUCUUCUUCUGCUUGGACAUGUUGUGAUUAAAGCCUCUCCCCAGAAGCUUAACUGUGUCGCUGUGAAGAGGUUUUGUAUAAAAAGAUCAGGCUUGAGGUGUGUUUCACAGAAGCUUUUUUUGCGCUUCAUGUGAUGAUGAAGAAGAGGAAACUCCACUGAUCUGAGAAUGACAAGCUUUUCCUGAUCCGAUAUUCAGGCACAAGUUUGGCGUCUGACCUUUUCCUUGUCAGAGACUGAGAUUGAGUGAUACUUUAACAGGAAUAGAUCUCCAGACUAUGGGAAUGAGAGAGAUCAGGAUCAGGAGUUAAUCCGAAUUGUCCAAGAAGACUGAGAUCACUUCCUUGUCCUAUGGACGAUUAUCGUGAACCCUAGCUUGCUCUGUGGUAACAUUUCAGACAUUUUGACACAUUUCGUGUCUCCUCGGAGUCUCGGGCAGCGGCCCCUCGGCCAGACUGCCAUAUAAUACAGCGGCUUUCUGAGCUUCAUUCUUCUUUCCGCUGUCACUAUGGAGGAGUGGAGACAGUGUGCCCGGUGGCUCAUCGACUGCAAGGUCUUGCCCCUGAAUCACCGGGUGGUUUGGCCCUCGGCUGUCGUCUUCGACCUGGCCCAGGCGCUCCGAGAUGGGGUGCUCUUGUGCCAAAUGCUGCACAAUCUGUCACCAGGAUCUGUAGACCUGAAGCAGAUCAACUUCAGGCCUCAGAUGUCACAGUUUUUGUGUCUGAAGAACAUCCGGACAUUUCUCAAGGUGUGCCAUGAUAAGUUCGGUCUGAGGAACAGCGAGCUCUUUGACCCCUUCGAUCUGUUUGAUGUGAGGGACUUCGGGAAGGUGAUCUCUGCGCUGUCCAGAAUCUCUCACCACAGCAUCGCUCAGAUCAAAGGCAUCAGGCCUUUUCCAUCAGAAGACACAGCGCUAAACGAAGAUGACGUCUACCGAAGCUUGGAGGAACUGGCCGAUGAGCACGAUGUGGGUGAGGAUGAUAUCUACGACUGUGUGCCGUGUGAAGAUGAAGGAGAUGAUAUCUAUGAGGACAUCAUUAAGGUGGAAGUUAGACAGCCCAUGAUCCGAUACAUGCAGAAAAUGGGCAUGACUGAGGACGACAAGAGAAACUGCUGCUUGGUGGAGAUCCAGGAGACAGAAGCGAAGUAUUACAAGACACUGGAGGACAUUGAGAAGAGUUACAUGAUCCCCCUGAAGCAAGUCCUUACUCCACAGGAGAUGAAGGCCAUAUUUGUGAAUCUAGAGGAUAUCAUCAGAGUCCACUUUGCCUUGCUGAGGGCUAUCGACCAGAACAUGGUGACUGGAGGCAAUGGACUUGGAAAGAUCUUCCUGGACUUCAAGGAGAGGCUGCUGAUCUAUGGACAGUACUGCAGUCACAUGGAGCAUGCUCAGAAGACGCUAGACGACCUGAUUGCCACACGGGAGGAGGUGAAGUGUAAAGUGGAGGAGUGCACCAUGAAGGUACAGGAGGGCAAGUUCAAACUGCAGGAUCUGCUGGUAGUUCCUAUGCAGAGGGUCCUCAAAUACCACCUACUGCUCAAGGAGUUAGUGAGUCACUCGAUGGAUCGGCCAGAGAGACAGCAGCUGAAGGAGGCCCUGGAAGCCAUGCAGGACCUGGCCAUGUACAUCAAUGAGGUGAAAAGGGAUAAUGAGACUUUGAAGAAAAUCGGGGAAUUCCAGUGCUCAAUAGAAAAUUUGCAGGUGAAACUGGAGGAAUACGGGAGGCCAAAGAUAGACGGAGAACUCAAAGUGUGCUCUAUAGUUAACCGGACCAAACAGGACAGGUACAUCUUCCUGUUUGAUAAAGUGGUAAUUGUGUGCAAGAGAAAAGGCUACAACUACGAGCUGAAAGAAAUCAUCGAGCUCCAGUAUUACAAAAUGUCAGAUGACCCUACAAAUAACAGAGACAUGAAAAAGGCCAGUGGAAAGAUGUGGUCUUAUGGCUUCUACCUGAUCCAUCUGAAAGGCAAGCAAGGUUUCCAGUUCUUCUGUAAGACAGAGGACACCAAAAGAAAGUGGAUGGAACAAUUUGAGAUGGCCAUCUCCAACAUCAAGCCAGAGAGAGCCACGGCCAACCAGCACGACUUCCAGAUGCACACGUUUGAAAAGAACACCAACUGCAGAGCUUGUAAGAUGCUCCUGAGGGGGAUCUUCUAUCAGGGUUACUACUGUUCCCGCUGUGGGACCGGCGCACAUAAAGAGUGCCUGGAGGUCAUCACCAUCUGUAAAAUCAAUCCCCAUGAUUCGGAGCUUGGACUUCCACAGUCAGGUCCAAAGAUGGUUGCAAUCAGGAACUACCACGGCACUCCAGCUCCCCCGGGCAAGUGCCCCCUCUCUUUCCAGACAGGUGAUGUCAUUGAGCUUUUGAAGGGAGAUCCAGACACCUCGUGGUGGGAGGGGAAGCUCAUUCAGACCCUGAAGAUCGGCUACUUCCCCAGCUCUAGUGUGAAGCCAUGUCUAGACCCAAAGCCAUGUCAGUCUUUUCCUGGUCGUCAGUCCUCAAGAGAGAUGGAUUACAAUGUUUAUCCUUGGUUUGCAGGAAACAUGGAGAGGCAGCAGGCUGAUAACCUCCUGAAGUCUCACAGCAGCGGCACAUACCUGAUCAGAGAGCGAACCGCGGAGGCCGAACGCUUUGCCAUCAGCAUAAAGUUUAACGAUGAAGUAAAACACAUUAAAGUGAUAGAGAAAGACAACUGGAUUCACAUCACAGAAGCAAAGAAGUUUGAGAGCCUGCUGGAGUUGGUGGAGUAUUAUCAGUGUCACUCACUGAAAGAGAGCUUUAAGCUGCUUGACACAACGUUACGAUACCCAUACAAGUCCAGAGAGCGCUCCAACUCCAGAGCCAGCACCCGCUCUCCAGCAGCCUCCUGUGCUUCCUACAACUUCUCCUUCCUCAGUCCUCAAGGCCUCAACUUCUCUUCUCAGAGCUCUACUCCCUUCUGGUCAGUUUUCACACCGAAGGUGGUGAGCACAGCAGUGGCCAGAUAUAACUUUGCAGCUCGAGACAUGAGAGAGCUGUCUUUGAGAGAAGGCGACAUCGUCAAAAUCUACAGCAAGAUCGGAGGAGACCAGGGCUGGUGGAAAGGAGAGGCUAAUGGCAGGAUUGGCUGGUUCCCUUCAACAUACGUCGAUGAGGAAGGCGUGCAGUGAAGCUCUGAUGUCAUCUGCUCUCUCCAGUCAGAUUAUCUCUUGUCCACUUCCAUCUGGGAGAGGAUUUCUUUGGUUUCCGCAGAAACCCCUUGUGGAAUACAUACAUUUUUUGCUGGAAACUGAUUUUACAGUGAAUAUUUGUACUCCUAUUUCUUCAUUUCGAAUCUACUUUUUUCUUCUUCUUCUUCUGAACAUGUCUGUGUGAUCUGUGUGAAGAAAACUGGAAAUUGUUUCAGCUGGUCUGUUGGAGAAACAGAGCAGAGCAGAACUUCGUCUUGGGCAGAGCAGAGUUUCUGCUGAAUUUGUGUAAAAAUAGAUCUAUAAAGAUUUCUAUGGCCAAACAGCAUGGGCUGCGGUAGGGGUGUGUAUAGAUAAUUUAUUCCAGAGAAGUAUCUAUGAUUAAAAAAGAGUGGUGUUGAAAGUUUAUUAUGAAAGUAACCUGGAAAAGAUGCACUUUGCAUUUCUUUACAGAGAGAACUUGCCUUAGUAGUCAUUCUAAUGCCUUGUGGGCUGACAGGAGCGGUGGAAAUGUGCUGUGGGAAAAUUUUUUCAGAUACACACAAAUGAAAACACACCUCUGCCCUGUUUAGUAAUAUGGUGCCUUUAACAAAGUGCGGUCGCAGCUUUCAGACCACGCAUACAGGUUCUCCCUGAUCCAUCAACUCUGGACAUCACUCCAGCCUGGGAAGUCUUUCUGACGAGUAAUCUGUAACAAAAUGGAGGGUGUACUGGAAACAUCCUCAGGAAGAUGAUCAUCUCGGUGGAUGUGAGAAAAUAUGGUAUUGACGACUUGCUAUGCAGCUUGCUUACAGAUACGCUGAGCCUCCUGCGUACAGAGCUGAGAGUCGAACCUAAACACUUGGUGCAUUGAUGUGCGGAAAUAUGGUGAUCUCUUGGAAUCUGCAGUUUCCUUCAUUUUUUGUCCAAUUCCAGGACCAAUGCGAAACAUUUUAUAACACUGUUUGGUUGAAUAUCACAUUUCUAAUCACACCUGUAACAAUUUUUUCCUGAUUUUUUUGUUGUUAAUUCUUUUAUCUUGCCUUACUGAUUGGUUGGCCAAUGGUGCUGCAGUGGUGUGUUUUUAAUCUGUAGGUUCGUAACAGGAUUCUGUGGACUAAGAGCCCACUGCUUUACCUGAACCUCAGCCAUCAAGUGCACUUUAUCCAUCAGAGACCAUGAAACAGGCUGCAAGACAAAAAGUUCUCAUGUCAGGAAAUAAACAAGGACAGUUAUACAGAUGGACUGCCUUUCUGAAAAUCAUUGUCUUCUAGACCCAAUUUCAAAUCAUCCUCUGAUAGAGAAAGAGUACUCUGUGAUUUUCCAACACACUGAUGAUCGAGCCUGUCAGUACUUAAUCGUAUUUCUGAACUCCUCCAAAGCUGCACUGAUAUCAGCCCGUCAUGUAAUCUACUGAAAAACAUCACAUUGCUGUGUCCCAUCAACCAACACUGGCACUAUUUUACAAAAAAGCUGAUGGAGGAGAUGGAUGGUAUGUGCGUAUCUGGUGAGAAAUGUUCACUGGCCAGCAUCAGGCCUGAUACAUUCUGUGGUUUAGCCACGGAGCUUCAUUGCUGUUUGUGUAGUGGACAAAAAGCCAUUGCAUGUGCUCAUAGUUAUUACAACUCCUGUCAGUGACCCAAAAAAAUGAAUAAAUAAACUAAUUGUGUACUUUUUUGAAUGGUCAGUUAUUUCCAGACUGAAGUCUAUCACGAAAUAAAUAUUUCUUCUUUUGUCUAA